Daktulosphaira vitifoliae (grape phylloxera) is the source of this 5650-nucleotide messenger RNA. RefSeq names its product sodium channel protein para-like. The record is from RefSeq and is a predicted model, not a curated record. Gene Ontology annotation, biological process: neuronal action potential; sodium ion transmembrane transport; membrane depolarization during action potential. Gene Ontology annotation, molecular function: voltage-gated sodium channel activity. NCBI's taxonomy places the organism in Eukaryota, Metazoa, Arthropoda, Insecta, Hemiptera, Phylloxeridae. Gene Ontology annotation, cellular component: voltage-gated sodium channel complex; plasma membrane. The transcript has 26 exons. Bases 574 to 4107 code for a protein of 1177 amino acids.
GCCCGUCGAUCCUCCUGCAGUGGGGUAAAGUUAACAAGACGAGCUGGACUAAUGAUACGUGGUUAAUUUUGAAGGGUUUUGCAAAAAAUAAAAAAAAAAUUUAUUUUUAUUUCAAGUUUUUUAAAGUAAUUUUUAUUGAUUUGUUUUUUAACAUAUUAAUUUGUUUUAUUUGUUAUGUAUAAAAGUUGCACAUUCGAUAUUUUACGUUAUAAUAUUUGAAAAAACUGAAAAGAACGUAAACUUUUUGUACAAUAGCCAUACCUAAUGGGAAUCAUCGUUAUCAACACACAACGUAGACAAUUCCACUCAAUAGCUCGUAUUCAAAAACAUCUUUAGGAUAUUUUUUAAGGAGAAACAAUGACAUGGAAGAAAGAAUCGUAGAAAUACAUACAUUUUAGAUUGUUAAGUAUUUGAACGUGCUCAAACUGUCUUAUUCAAAGAAUGAUUCCAAAAUAGAGCGUCGUCCCAGACGCCAUUUUCCGGAUGGACGAGAGAGGGUUAACGUGCUUAAGCCCUCUCCCACAGUCCGGAGGGGGCAGCCCGACAAGGGUAUAAAAAGAGGUUUACCCGACCAUGUCCAUUGCUGACACCGAUUCUUCAUUCUCCAGUGAAGAAAGAAGCCUAUUCCGUCCAUUCACACGUGAAUCACUGAGGGCCAUUGAGCAACGUAUAGCUGAAGAAAAUGCUAAACAGAAAGAACUUGAGGAAAAAAGAGCUGAAGGGGAGCCUGUGCCAUGGAAAAGAAAUAAAAAUAAAGAUAUUCGGUAUGAAGACGAGGACGAAGAUGAAGGUCCCCAACCGGACGCCACUCUGGAACAGGGAGCGCCAUUACCAGUGCGACUGGUUGGUACAUUCCCAUCCGAAUUAGCGUCCGUUCCGCUAGAGGAUAUUGACCCUUACUAUCAAAAUCAAAAAACAUUUGUAGUAAUUAGCAAAGGAAAAGAUAUCUUCAGAUUCAGCGCUACUGAUGGCCUUUGGGUACUAGACCCUUUUAACCCCAUCCGAAGAGUCGCCAUUUACAUAUUGGUACAUCCAAUAUUUUCUGUUACAAUCAUCACAACUAUACUUACAAACUGUGUUUUCAUGAUAAUGCCCCCCACUCCAACUAUUGAAGCAUCCGAAAUAAUAUUUACCGGCAUCUACACAUUUGAAUCGGCUGUGAAAGUAAUGGCCCGAGGUUUCAUAUUAGAACACUUCACCUAUCUUAGAGAUGCAUGGAAUUGGCUAGACUUCAUUGUUAUUGCAUUAGCUUACGUUACAAUGGGUAUAGAGCUUGGAAAUCUAGCUGUUCUUCGUACAUUUCGAGUACUCCGAGCGCUCAAAACUGUUGCCAUUGUGCCUGGACUGAAAACUAUUGUUGGAGCUGUGAUAGAAUCCGUAAAAAACCUCAGGGAUGUCAUAAUAUUAACAAUAUUCUCACUGUCUGUGUUCGCGUUAUUGGGUUUACAAAUAUACAUGGGUGUUCUUAAACAAAAAUGUAUUAGGGAAUUUCCGACUGAUGGUUCAGCUGGUAAUUUGACUGAUGAAACUUGGAUUGACUUCGUAUCGAAUAAAUCAAACUGGCAAAUUGGUGAGGAUGGCGAAUAUCCUUUAUGUGGUAAUAGCACAGGAGCUGGUCAGUGCGAACCUGGAUACUUAUGCAUACCCGGGUUUGGUCCUAAUCCAAACUAUGGGUACACUAGUUUCGAUACAUUUCCUUGGGCUUUACUAUCGGCUUUCAGAUUAAUGACACAAGACAAUUGGGAAGCUUUAUACCAACAGGUACUAAGAGCAGCUGGUCCUUGGCAUAUGUUCUUUUUCAUAGUUAUUAUUUUUCUUGGUUCAUUUUACCUUGUCAAUUUAAUAUUAGCUAUUGUAGCGAUGUCAUAUGACGAGUUACAAAAAAAAGCAGAGGAAGAAGAGGCAGCUGAAGAAGAAGCUAUAAGAGAAGCGGAGCAAGCUGCUAAAGACAGAGAAAUAAGAAGACAAGCUCACGAAGAAAGAGCAACAGAAAGAGCAGAAAGAGCUCGAAAUAUAAACCAACAUCCAAAAUCACCUUCAGACUUUUCAUAUCAAAGUUACGAUAUGUAUGCUGGUCAAGAUAAAAUGCAUGGAGAUGAGAACAACCGUGAAAAGAUGAGUUUAAGAUCAGCAUCUAUUACAAGUCAAGACAAACAAUCAGAAACUGCAAGUGUGGAAAAGCAAAACGGGAAAACAAGAAAUACUAGUUUAAGUUUACCUGGUUCACCAUUUAAUCUAAGAAGAGCAUCACGGGGAAGUCAUCAGUUAAGUCACCGAAAUACAAGACCAAGAUUUUCAGGAGUAGACACCAAACCUUUGGUAUUAAAUACUUUACUUGACGCUGAGGAACAUUUACCUUACGCAGAUGAUUCCAAUGCAGUUACACCUAUGAGUGAAGAAAAUGGUGCUAUUUUAAUCCCUUUAUCUUAUGCAAAUUUUGGAUCAAGACACAAUAGUUAUACAUCUCACACUUCUCGAAUCACCUAUACAUCACAUGCAGAUUUGAUAAAACAACCAGUUCCAACAAAAGAGAGCCAACUUAGGUCAAGAUCAGCUAAAAAUUACCAAAAUUCUGGGGAACAAAAAUUCUACAAGGAGGAUGAAUUAGAUACAGGAUCAAUAAACAAAUCCAAACAACAGUUAGAUGAAUGUAGCUACAACGAGCAACAAAAACAUGCUGUCGUGGAUAUGAGAGAUGUAAUGGUACUAAACGACAUUAUUGAACAGGCAGCUGGCCGUCAAAGCAGAGCGAGUGAAAGAGCAGUAUCCACAGUAUACGUGUUUCCAACAGAUGAGGAUGCUGUGUGUGAUGAAGAUGACGAAGAGGAAGACGACGAGCCAACAUUUCGGGAAAAAUUUCAAAUGUGGCUUUUAAAGUUCAUUGAUACAUUUUGUAUUUGGGACUGUUGCUGGCCAUGGCUGAAAUUUCAAAAAGGUCUUGCAUUCUUAGUUUUUGACCCGUUUGUUGAACUAUACAUCACAUUGUGCAUUGUUGUUAAUACGUUGUUCAUGGCUCUUGAUCACUAUAAAAUGGACCCAUAUAUGGACUAUAUACAGAACAAGGCUAAUCUUUUUUUUAGUGCAACAUUUGGCGUGGAAGCAGUUCUUAAACUGAUGGCUAUGAGUCCAAAGUAUUACUUCCAAAUGGGCUGGAAUAUUUUUGAUUUUAUUAUUGUUGUGUUAUCUAUUGUAGAAUAUCUUUCAGCUGGAUAUCAAGGUUUAUCAGUAUUGCGAUCAUUUCGUUUGCUUCGAGUUUUCAAAUUGGCAAAAUCGUGGCCUACUUUAAAUUUAUUGAUAUCAAUCAUGGGUCGAACUAUUGGUGCAUUAGGUAAUCUAACAUUUGUAUUGUGUAUUAUUAUAUUCAUAUUUGCCGUUAUGGGCAUGCAACUGUUUGGCAAAAACUAUACAGAAAAAGUUUACCUAUUUAAAGAUCAAGAACUUCCUAGAUGGAAUUUUACUGACUUUCUGCACUCAUUUAUGAUAGUAUUUAGGGUUUUAUGUGGUGAAUGGAUUGAAUCAAUGUGGGAUUGUUUAGUUGUUUGUGAACCUACUUGUAUUCCAUUUUUCUUAGCUACUGUUGUUAUCGGCAAUCUUGUAGUACUAAAUCUUUUUUUGGCAUUACUGUUGAGUAAUUUUGGUUCAUCAAACUUGUCUGUGCCAGCUGCCGAUAGUGAUACUAAUAAAAUUGCUGAAGCAUUUGAAAGAAUUGGUAGAUUCAAUAAAUGGGUGAAAAAUCAUAUAAUGAAUUUUUUAAAGGCGUUAAGAGCUAAACUUACCAAUCAAAUAUCAGUUCAGGCGCCAGGUGAGGCCUGCCUAAACUACAGUUGGGACCAAGGUCAAAACCGUGAAAUUGAUUUAAACACCGAUGAAGUAAUUAUUGAUAGUUUAAUGCCAUACAAAGAUAAAAAAGAUCAGGUUGAAGUGACCAUUGGGGAUGGUAUGGAAUUUACAAUACCAGGAGAUGUCAAACAAAAGAAUAAAAAAUCUAAAAUUGAAAAUUCGAUAGGAAAUCACCAAGUUAAUGUAAAAGGAUAUAAAGAAACAUCCAACGUGGAUUUUGAUAAGUCUGUGAAUAAGACAUUGAAGAGCUUAAGCUAUACUCGCUGAAGUAUGUUAUCCACAUUCAUCAUAUAUAAUAUUUAUAUAUAACUAUUUAUACAUAACUAAACGUCAUUUUGGUAACUUAAAUGAUAACAUUGUUUAAAAAAUUAUUUAGUAUGUAAGUUGAUCUCGCUUUUUAAAUAAUAAACCGCAGUGUUUACAUGUUAUUCAGUAAAUAAAUAUAAGUGAUUACCAUUAAUCAUCUAAAUUAAAUGUAACAAAUUAUAAUAGUUACAAAGAAUCUAGUUACUGUAUAAAGAAUCUUAGGCUAAAAACGUAAUGAAUAAGAAAUCAAGGCUUCUAAUGACCGAGUCUUCAUUUAACAAAAUUUUAAAUAAUAGUAAAAUAUAACAAAAGAAAUACGUCGUUUAAAAAAUAAAAAUUAUCUGUGAUAUUUCUAUAUACGUCGUAUCUGUGAUUAACGUUUUGUUUGUUUUCGCCUCUUUUUUGUUCAUAUUUAUACUGUUAUAUAUUUUCGUUCAUUGGAGAACACUUUUUCAAUAUAUAGUAAAUUUAUGUAUAUAACAAACGAAUUUAUAUAUAAAAUUAAAUAUAUGUAAUAAAUGCUGAUUAUAUAAUAAUAUUAUAAAACAAUUGCAGACAUUUUGUUUUUGCUAGAUAUCAUUUUGCUUUUGUCUGAUCCUAAAAAUUGAAAUAUUUUCAUCAAAGAAAGGAUCAAAAUAACACCAAAUUAAAAAUAAAUGAUAAAAAAGUUUUAAAAUUUAAUUUAUUUGAAAUUAAAUUGAAAAAUUCUAUGCUAGUAAUUACUUAGUAGAGAAAUUUUGUUAUAAUAUCUGUUAAGUUUUUAGUUGUAAAUCCAUUAUUUAGUGUUUAUAGAGUUACCAAAAUGACGUCGCUUUAGCUUUAAAGGCUUUUAUUUUGGUAUCUUUUUUUUUAAACAAAUAUGAGGAAAGAAAGCGUAUAAACCUAAUGUGAUUAUUUUCUAAUUAAAAAUAGUAAUAAUAAUAAACGCUUAACCCAAUUACUGAACGCACAAAUUUUGUAAUGGAGCAUUUUUAUUAAUUAACAGUAAAAUAUUUAACGCGUCUUAUAAUCUGCACGGUUAUUCUUAGACUUCAGAAUUUGUACUAAUGAUUGAAAACUACUGAAAAAUCGUUUUGUUACAUUUUUGAAAAUUGUUGAAAGUUUUAAGAUUUAGGUAAUGUUGUAAAAUAUUGUUAAUUGAUGGAUGAUAUUAAGUAUUGUAUAAAUAACCAAUUAUUUAUAAUUUUUGCUUAAGGGUUAUUAUGAAAUUAUUAUGUUUACGCCUACGUUUUAUGUUAUUAUAAUUGUUUUGGGGUAAUUUUUACUAAAUAAUAACUAUAUUAAUUUUAUUACAUUAUUAUCUGCUGUAUCUGAGACAAGGACAAUGCUGAAUAAUGUAAAUGAAAAUAUUUAUGCGACGUUUUUCGCACCGGCAUGUCCUUCCCUCUUUGACGGUACGAAAAUUGUCGGAUAAUAUUGCCUACAAAUAUUUUUUAAUAUUGUACAUUUCAUAUUUUGCAAUAAUAUAUUUGUCUCUUUAUUAAAAAAAUUAUUAAAACGUUAA